AGCUCUAGACUCCUGGCUUUGGCCUGGCCCAGCCUUGCCUGUUGCAGCCAUCUGGGAAGAAGAUCUCUCUCUCUCUCUCUCUCUCUCUCUUUCUCUGUGUAACUAUUUCAAAUAAAAAGAAAUCUUAAAAAAAGUCAAUAUAAGUCUAACAUCAUACAGUAAUUAAAUCAUUGAAAUAAUUCAUUUUAUUCUCAAAACAGUCACCUCCAUAGAAUAGUUUGAGAACUGGAUGUCUGAAAGGAGACAGCGGCUCAGACAGAACAAACUAAAAUUAUGUUGGGGAGCCGAUGCGUAGCGGGUAAAGCAGUGGGUGAAGCUGCCACCUGCAGUGCCAGCAUCCCAUAUGGACACUGGUUCAUGUCCAGGCUGCUCCACUUCUGACCCAGCUCUCUGCUAUGGCCUGGGAAAGCAGUAGAGGAUGGCCCAAGUGCUUGGGUCCCUGCACUGCAUGGGAGGCUUGGAAGAAGCUCCUGGCUCCUGGCUCCUGGCUCCUGGCUUCAGAUCAGUGCAUCUCCAGCCAUUGCGGCCAGUUGGGGAGUGAACCAGAGGAUGGAAGAUCUCUCUCUCUCUCUUUUUUUCCCCCUUCUUCUCUCUCUGUGAAGCUCUGACUUUCAAAUAAAUAAAUAAAUCUUUAAAAAAAUUAAGUUGGCCUAGCCUGCUUUCCCUGGCCUUUUUUUUUUAAAUUCCUGUUAAGUCAAAGUUCAGUACCUCAGCACCAUGCAUUUCCAUUAGAUGGUGCCUUUCCCUCUUCCAUUAAACUUGUUUCAAAGAAUAUUUUGACCAGGUAAAUUCACUUGCUUUUAUGCUCUCCCCAGCUCCAGGCAGUCACUUCUAUUCUCAUGCCAUUAUUUAGACAUCACUGGCAAAGGUCAACAUACCAGCUCCCACACUGCCCAAUCGUAGGGUUCACCUUCUAAAUCAUCAACCUUUAUUGGACAAUCUCUCUUUUUCUACCUGAACAACUCAGGAGAGUUUUCAUAUUUUUCCUGUGGACCUUCGCUUCGCAGGAUGUUCACGGAGUAGUGCAUUGACCUUGCUUUGUUAAGAUUUACAGGCGUUGCUGGGGCAUAGUAGGCUGAGCCUCUACCUGCAUCACCAGCAUCCCAGUUCCAGUCCCAACUGCUCCUCUUCCGAUGUGGCUCUGUGCUGUGGCCUGGGAAAGCAGUGGAAGAUGACCCAAGUGCUUGGGCCCCAGCACCCACAUGGGAGACCAGGAAGAAGCUCCAGGCUCCAGGCUUUGAAUUGGCCCAGUUCUUGCUGUUUUGGCCAUUUGGAGAGGAAACCAGCAGAUGGAAGACUUUUCUCUCUGUCUCUCCCUCUCUCUGUCUGUAACUCUGUCUCUCAAAUAAAGAAAUAAAACCUUUAAAAUUUUAUUUAUUUAUUUAUUUGAAAGCCAGAAAGAGAGAGAGAAAGAGAUCUUGCCUCUGUUGGUUCACUCCCCAGAUGUCCACAACAGCUGGAGCUGGGCCAAGACAAUGCCAGGAACCAGGAGCUUCUUCCAGGCCUCCCACAUUGGUUGCAGGGGCUCAAGCACUUGGGCCAUCUUCCACUGCUUUUCCCAGGGCAUUAGCAGGGAUUUGGAUCAAAAGUGGAGCAGCUAGAACUUAAACCGGUGCUCACAUAGCAUGGAAACUUUACCUGCUACAUCACAUGGCUGGCCCCUGUACUGAUUUUUUUAAAAAUAGCUCUUACACCAGUAAGAUCCCAAGGUAAUCAGAGACAGACCUCUUAAAGGUCCCAUCUGAGGUGCCAACUUUUAUUGGAGUAUGGGGUGCCAAUUAUAUUACCGUUUGCUUCUUAAUGAAUUCACAAUAUUAAUGAGCAUCAUGGGUUCUUGCCUAAGAAAUCUGGAUUUAUACCAAGUACCAGGAGCCAGCCAUGUCGAGGAAAAUGUCUGCCAGAAAGGAAGGAGCAGGUGGCCCAAAGACGAUGUGCAAGCCUGCAAUGGUGAAAGAGACAGAGGGCCAAAAAGGGCUGGCCCACCAGGUCCCAGGCCUUUAAUCAACUUCCAAAGGGGAGUGGUUAAUUACCCUGAUAGGCAGGUGGGCACAGGGGUGUGGUCAGGUAGGGGCAUACCCAUCCUGCUCUGUAGACAUCUCAUCACAACUCCUGUGUUGCUACUGUACAGCCCUCUACUGCUGCACUACGUGUGAAUUUACAUGUGGGAGAGGAGAGUUCGAGUCCUGGCUGCUCUGCUUCCAACCCAGCUUCCUGCUAAUGUGCCUGGGAGGCAGCAGAUGGUCCAAGUACUUGGGUUCCUCUUCUCCACAUGGGAAACUCAGAUGGAGUCUUCCUGACUGUGGCUUCAGCCUGCUGCUGGCCCCACCCCAGCUGUUGUGAGCAUUUGGGGAAUGCACCAGAACAUGGAAUGGUUGUCUCUGUCUCUCUCUCCUGCCUCCCAUCUCUGUCACUCUGCCUAUGGUAACUAAGAGUAUCUAAAACGUUAUCUAUAGAAGUGAAAUUGCCACUUUGAGAUGCAAUGAUGGUUUACAGCCCUUGUCUCUACUGUUUGUUGAACUCGUUACUUAGUGUAGGGAUAAUGAGUAUAAAGUAAACUGAAAAUAAAUCUUUGUAAAAAUUAAGAUUGGGACUAGGAGAGGGAGGAGGAAGAAGUGGGAGCGUGGGUGGGAAGGAUCACUAUGCUCCUAAAUCUGUAUAUAUGAAAUACAUGAAAUUUGUAUACCUUACAUAAAAUUAAACUCGUUGCUGGAGGUCAGCCUUACCCUGAUACUCAAGCCAGACAAGAACACAACAAGAAACGAUAGGUGAAUAUCUCUGAUGAACAUAGCUGAAAAAUUUUAACAUACUGCCAAAUCAAAACUGACAGCAAUCAAAAAGAUCCAUCAUGGUCAAGUGGUCAUAGUUCAAGGAUGCCUAUAUGUGGAUGCCAGGGCCACAGGUGGUGGCCCAGCCCACUGAACCCAGCGCCGGCCCCUAUUUAUCGUUCUUUAAAAAAGAUUUAUGUAUUGGAAAGACAGCGUUACAGAGAGCGACGCUUGGAAAGGAUGUCCCCUACAGAUAGUGACCAGGCCAAGACAGGGCUGGCCGGGCCACCACCUGUGCUUGGCGAGCCCGGGGCCCUCCUCCCUCCCCGCGGGCUGGGCGGAGCUGCCGCCCAGGUCCGCCCCUGCUGGCCCCGCGUCCACCACACUAGUAGCGCAGCUGGCCGCGACACCAAGAACGGAGCUGCAGCGAUGGCGAUGAUGGCAGGCAACGCGGCCUGCUUCCAGAGGGGCAGUCUGUUCUGGUUCGCGGUCCUCACGCUCUCCUUUGGCUACUGCAUGGUAGGGGUCUCGGAGUUGGGACAACAGCCUGCAGCCAGCGCUCUGUCAUCCAGGCGUCCGCCUCCACUUGGAGGAUGGCCGCGCAGGCACAGUUGCUGCUUGGAUCCUCCCAGUAGAAAGGAGAGGAGAACACGGAAGGUGGCACAGGCGCAGUCCACUGCCAAGGCUUUUGGCAGGUGUUCCAAGCCCUGCGAAAACAGUUGGCCUGGCUUUCCUCACGUGGGGGCGGGCACGACACCGCACCAGACCACUGAGAGCCAUGGUGCUUGCGAACACGAAGGCCGGAAGGGUUGCUACCGCCUACUUCCCUACGGCCAGCCAUUGCCCUCGCUGGUCACGGGGCUGGGGCUGGGAUACUUUGCGUGGUUGUCCUCUGGCCGCAGAGCAUCCCUUAUGAGAGCCUUGGGCUCCUGGGCUCGUUCACUCAGUCCCUGGUGGACCAUCAUCACACCCUCCUGCACAACAGGCAGAGUUACAACAGAGGCAGAGACAGAGGAAAAUCUUCCAUCCACUGGCUCAUUCCCCAAAUGGCAGCAAUGACCGGUGCUGGGCCAGGCUGAAGCCAAGAGCCAGGAGCUUCUUCCAGGUCUCCCACAAGGAUGCAGGGGCCCUCCUCUGCUGUUUUCUCAGGCGUAUUAGGAGGGAGCGGGAUCAGAAGUGGAGCAGCUGCGACUCGAACCCAGGGUCCACUCUGGCGCACGGCUCAGGUGGGGUGGCCUUGAGGAUGGGUGGCAGUGGCCAAGUCUUCUGAGGAACCACUUUCCACUGGAGGACCAGGAGCUGAGCCCUGAGGUGGCCCCACAGGCGUCCAUGCCCGAUGCUUCGAUGGGGCUCAGUGUGACUUUGGGACAUUGUAGGAAGGGCAUGCAAAGAGGAUGAUGUGCCCCCCUCCCCCACCCAGACUCUCCUGUGGGUCUGGAUCACACAGUCUGUGUUGAGGAAACCAUCAGCAUGUCUGUGGCUGCUGUGAAUCCACUGUGGUGGCGAUUGGACAACCAGGCUCACCAAGCUAAGGGGGACCUCGGUGGAGAUGGAGAACUUAAAAAUACCUUCGAAAUGUCCUCUAGGAGUUGAUUUUGACCACAUCUCACCUGAGUCAAUGAAUGAUGCAUUUCUAAGGUACACUAUGUCCACCUGAAAAUUCUGCAGUACAACCACCGGCCAGCAGAGGUCGCAGAGGAACAUGCAAAGACCUUAAAGGGGAGGCACAGAGCUGACCAGAAACUGCCCCAAUCCCCCAGCAGGCAACACUGCAGCUGCCCUGACACCUGUCACCCUGCUGUUCCUGAUUCUGGCUCCCUGCUAGAAGUAUUGCACCGUGCUGCACUGCACAGUGGGCCCCUUGGAGCCUCCACACACCAGAGUGAAGGUCUGUAGUAGCCAGACGCAAAGUCCCAGUUCCCACCAGAAACAAUUCUUGGGCUUUUCUCUGCACAGUUUCAGAUGCAAGGUGCUAGGGCCAGAGACUCAGUGCCUGCUGCCUCAGGUUGUCACUGGGUGGUGCCUGAAAACUCAAGUGACCAGGACUGGACCUGACACACUUGCACACUUCCGGUCCCCAGUCCUGCUUUGAAAGAGGUCGCGGGAAAUGACUGGCUGGCUUUCCAGGGUUCUGUGCAUAAGGAGCAACUGUGUAUUGAGAAGGCCCCAAACUACAGGACAAAUAUGGCCGCAUGCCCACCCCUCUAGCUUGGAGUGGACACUUCUCAUCAAGUCCUAGAGCAGCUCCCCUGCCCCUCCAUAUAUCAGACAAUAGGGGUCCAUUUGCCUGGGGAGUCAACAAAUGAUCGGUCUCCCACGGCAGUUCAAAGGACAGCUUUAUUGUGCCAAAGAGACGGGGAAAGUACAGCUCCCUAAAACUACUGCCUCUGUGAGAAGCCAUUUUUGAGGGAUUGUAGAGUGAGGGCGUGGCUGGGAUAGAGGAAAAAGAGAAGCAAGAGGGCCCUACCUGCUCAAGCAACCCACAGCAGCACGCAUCGUGUGUUCAAAACCCAACUGCUGCUGGGCUCUUGCAGCUCUCCUUGCUGUGAGGCCCAAUCCCUGGGGGUACAGCAUUGCAAGAUCACCCUUCUUGGAAUAUUCUUGGGAAAACAAGCCAAGAGAAUAAAUUGUUAGAUGCUGUGCCCCUGCCCAUGCCCCUGCCUGUUGUCUAAAUCCUACUCUCUGAGUUACAGAAUUUUUUUAAAGCUGUAUUUAUUUGAAAGGCAGAAUGACAGAGAGACAGACAGGCAGACAGAAGUCUUCCAACCACUGCUUCACUCCCCCAAAAGGCCGCAAUGGCUGGAGCUGUACCAGGAUGAGGCGCUUCUUCCGGGUCUCACACAUAGGUGUAGGGGCCCAAGGACUUGGACCAUCUUCCACCACACUCCCAGGUGCAUUAGCUGGGAGCUAGAUCAGAAGUGGAACAGCCGAGACUUGAACUGGCAACCAUAUGGGGUAGUAGCUUUCCCCGCUACACCACAGCACCGGACUCUGGAGACAUGUUGCUUUUUUUUCAUAUUUAUUUAUUUAUUUGAAAGUCAGAGUUUCACAGAGAGGAAAGUCAGAGAGGGAGAGAGAGGACUUCCAUCUGGUGGUUCACUCCCCAGUUGGCUGCAACGGCUGAAACUGUGCAGAUCUAAAGCUGGGAGCAAGGAGUUUCUUCUGUGUCUCCCAUAUAGGUGCAGGGGCCCAAGGACAAGGGCCAUCUUCUGCUUUCCCAGGCCGUAGCAGAGAGCUGGAUAGGAAGUGGAGCAGCCAGGUUUUAAACCGGUGCCCACAUGAGAUGCCGGCGCUCAGGCCAGAGUGUUAACCCAUUGCGCCACAGCGCCGGCCCGGGGAGAGCUGUUUUUUCACAUUUCCCUCCCUCCCUGGAGGCAGCAACAUACACUGCUCAAAACGAGGGACCGCACCCAUGGUGAAAUUUAAAGGAGUCCAUGCAACCUGGGUCUUUCUCCAAACUUUUCUUCCAAGGGACAAAUAGCUGGCAAUUAAACACCAAGAUUAGAAGAUGUGAAUCUAAAACUUGAAAAUAACACAUUUUCCAUACACAAAUACUCUACGAAUGAAAGCCCUAAUGGUACUUCAGAUAAUUUAUAGCAGUAAAUUAAAAUCCCUAGAUGAAAUGAACUUAGUAUUAGAAAUCAUAAUCUCAAAAGUUACUCAAGGAGAAAUGAUAGUUUCUAAUCAAUGAUAAUGAGAUCAGGAGGCAAAAUCUCCCUAUAAUGAAUCUAUCAGAGCCGUCAUUGUAAAAUCCAAACGUUUAAUGAAGGGCUAAGUGUAGUGUUGUACAAAAUUAUAGAAAAUAGUAAGAAAGGUAGCAUAACUAACUCCUAUAAUCCUAGUUUAACAUGACACAACCCCCUACAAUAACUACUGUCGCUCCCCAUCUUCAUGGGGGAACGACACAGGACCCUGCGCUGUUCUUUCGUCUGCUCGGCCCUCCCCGGGUUUGCUGCUGGUUCUUCCCGGGUUGGCUACUGUCCCUUCCACCUCCGUGGAAGGGCAGUUCCCCCUGGCCACAUUCCCCACUUCCGCAGGGGAGCGGCACACCGCCGGCCGGCUCUCUCGGGGGCUGCACAGGUGUUCCUCUUAGAUGUUCCCCUUAGAUGUUCCUGGUGCAUGCCGUCUCUCUCCUCCUUUAUAAUCCUCCUCCACCAAUCCUAACUCGGCUGCCCACACGCCGAGUAUGCUGCUCUCCUCCAAUCAGGAGCAAGUCCUACAGUUUAUUGGCUGAACUGGAGGCAGCUGUGUAGAAGCUGUUUUCUUCUCUCCCGGCGCCAUAUUGUGGGAGAGCAGAUACAUAGAAUAAGUCUUAAUUCCAGUAACUCAGUCUAGUCCGAGUUGCUCCCCACAGAUCCCCCUUUCUUUUUAUUUUUUGGCGUUGAUACGCGCCUGUCUUCGGUGCCCCGCGGCACAUACUCUGCUCUGCUUGCUAGAGUUGCCACAGGUUCUUACAAGUCCUAUCAAUCAGGCAAACCGAAUCCGGGUCCUCUCUUCGCCAUGUUGUGAGGAGGUUUUUAGGCGCUGAUGCGUGCCUGUGUUCGGUGACCUGCGGCUCAUACUCUGGUCGAGCCGCCUGCUGGUGCUUACCGCCUUAAUCAGGCAGACCGAAUCCAAGCUCUCUCAUUGCCAUGUUGUGGGGUGACUUAUUGGUGUUGAUUCGUGCCUAUCUUCGGUGACCUGCAGCUCAUACUCUGGUCGAGCUGCCCGCUGGUGCUUA
Oryctolagus cuniculus (rabbit) is the source of this 7485-nucleotide messenger RNA. NCBI's taxonomy places the organism in Eukaryota, Metazoa, Chordata, Mammalia, Lagomorpha, Leporidae. The record is from RefSeq and is a predicted model, not a curated record.